AUGGAUCGGAGGCGCGCGGCGGGGGCGCUGCUCGCGCUAGCCGCCUGCAUCGCCUGCUCCACGGCGGCACCGAUGGCUAGCAAUCACACAGCGUUAGAUAUGUACGAAGGGACAAUGGAAGGUUGUUAUUAUAACUUCCAGCACUACGGCGAAGGCGAUCGAAUAAUGACGAACGAACCGUGUCUCAACUGUACUUGUCACAACCGAAUGCUUAUGUGCUACUUGAGGGUUUGUCCCUUCACGAAGGCUAUCGGUCAGGAUUGUACCGUAGAAAAACGCGCUGAUCAAUGUUGUCCUAUUGUUACAUGCCCGGAUGUUCCAGUUGACCUAUUGACAUCAACUUCCACAUCAUCUCCAGCUGAAUACGGAGGAACUGGAAUAGGAAAACAAGACAAAUAUGGUUGCAGCAUCAACGGAAGAUAUUUCCCAGAGGGUUCUAAAGUACCACCAACGCCGAACAAACCAUGUGAACAUUGUUACUGCAUUCGUAAUAUGACUACUUGUGUAAUGCAAGAAUGUACCUUACACGUUGAUGGAUGUACUCCUAUUUAUCAUAAAGAUGUCUGCUGUCCUGUGAGAUACUCAUGUGAUCACCCAGAAGAUGAAAUACCACUUUUGGAUGAUAUGACCACAACAGUACGACCUACACCCGGAUUUUUACUUACAACCACCACAUUAGCGCCAGUUACACAAGCAUCUCAGGAUUGUGUUCAUUAUGAUCAAAUAUAUGCCGAUGGAGCUUUAUUAAAAACUGAAAAGCCUUGCGAGCAUUGCUAUUGCAUGAAAGGUGACAUUGUUUGUGUUGUACAAGAAUGUGGAACUCCAAUGGAAAAUGAGGGCAAAAAUUGUACUUCACUUCCACCGCGACAUGGGCAGUGUUGCCCAGACACCUACAUUUGUGAAGUUAAUGAACUAACCCCUGAUUAUACAACUGAACUUACAAAUAAUGAGAUUUUUGAAACGACGUCGUCAACACCUCCAAGAAGAGGAGGAGUAGAAGGCAGUGGUUAUAGAAUUGAACCUGAUGAACCAUAUACCGAUAUGCCAAUUUUUGAUAUAAUAGAAACGGAAGGCAGUGGAGAAGAUCAAUCAGUAAUUGCUAUCGAUGGAUCUGAAACAGUAACGACAGGAAAGCAAACACCAGAUUUAAUAGAUGAAAUGUUCUUAACCACAGCAAAAAUGCCAGUAGCAAAACCUUUUACUAGUACAAUCGAACCUGAUAUUGAACAGACUUCGAUUUCGCAAUUAAGUCCUGAACGUAAAAAACCUGAAAUAUCUGGUGCUGAACAUACAACUCUUUAUGAAAGUAAUAUAGUUACAGAGUCUUCAAAGAUAGAUAUAUCUGUGGAAGAUGGACAAACGACUCAUUCUGAAAACAAAAAAGUGGAAACAACCAUCAAUAUACUGGACGAUAAAGUUAAUAAUAUAGCUACAGAGUCUUCAAAGCCUGAUAUAUCUGCGGAAGAAGGACAAACAUUUGAUUCUGAGAACCAAAAAAUGGAAUCGACCAUUUUUAUACAAGAUAAUAAAGUUAAUAAUAUAGCUACAGAGUCUUCAAAGCUUUAUAUAUCUACGGAAGUAGGACAAACAACUGAUUCAGAAAACAAAGAAAUGGAAUCAACCAUCAUUAUACAAGAUGAUAAAGUUAAUAAUAUAGCUACAGAAUCUUCAAAAUCUGAUAUAUCUUUGGAAGAAGGACAAACAACUGAUUCAGAAAACAAGGAAAUGGAAUCAACCAUCACUGUACAAGAUGAUAAAGUUAAUAAUAUAGCUACAGAAUCUUCAAAGCCUGAUAUAUCUGCGAAAGAAGGACAAACUACUGAUUCAGGAAACAAGGAAAUGGAAUCAACCAUCAUUAUAAAAGAUGAUAAAGUUAAUAAUAUAGCUACAGAAUCUUCAAAGCCUGAUAUAUCUGCGGAAGAAGGACAAACUACUGAUUCAGAAAACAAGGAAAUGGAAACAACCAUCAUUAUACAAGAUGAUAAAGUUAAUAAUAUAGCUACAGAAUCUUCAAAGCCUGAUAUAUCUGCGGAAGAAGGACAAACUACUGAUUCAGAAAACAAGGAAAUGGAAACAACCAUCAUUAUACAAGAUGAUAAAGUAAAUAAUAUAGCUACAGAAUCUUCAAAGCCUGAUAUAUCUGCGGAAGAAGGACAAACUACUGAUUCAGAAAACAAGGAAAUGGAAUCAACCAUCAUUAUACAAGAUGAUAAAGUUAAUAAUAUAGCUACAGAAUCUUCAAAGCCUGAUAUAUCUGCGGAAGAAGGACAAACUACUGAUUCAGGAAACAAGGAAAUGGAAUCAACAUUCAUUAUAAAAGAUGAUAAAGUUAAUAAUAUAGCUACAGAAUCUUCAAAGUCUGAUAUAUCUGCGGAAGAAGGACAAACUACUGAUUCAGUAAACAAGGAAAUGGAAUCAACCAUCAUUAUAAAAGAUGAUAAAGUUAAUAAUAUAGCUACAGAAUCUUCAAAGCCUGAUAUAUCUGCGGAAGAAGGACAAACCACUGAUUCAGAAAACAAGGAAAUGGAAUCAACCAUCAUUAUACAAGAUGAUAAAGCUACUGAAGAUCUGUCUAUGACAACUAAAUCAACUAUUGAUUAUAUAUCUUCUUCAUUGUUCGAUAAUCUUACUUCUAAAGAAGACCAGUAUGUUAUAACAACAGAGCCUACAUUAAGGAAAGAAGAUGAUUUUGAUGUUAUUACUGAAGUUACGACCCAAAAAGAAUUUAAAGAAAUAACUACUGAAAACCAAUAUUAUGGGCAAAAAGGAACUAUAAAAGACGAUCUUGAAACGAUAACCGUUACUACUGCAUCACCUGAAAACAAUUAUCAUAAACUUGAAACUGUAGGUGUACAUGAUAUUGAGAAUUCAUUCCAAACUGAAAAAACUACAACGAACAUUCCUUUUGACGCUUCCACAAAACCUGGAAGUGAUAAGGAUUUCAAAGAAAGCACAAAUGAAUAUAUUUCUUUUAGUACAAUAAAAUCAGAUUUUGAUGAAACGACCAGUGUAAACCCAAUAGAAAAUGAAAUUAAAGAAGAUAUGUCCCUGGUAGUUCCGCAUGGCAGAAUACCAGGAGAAGGAGAUUGUCUACUCAAUGGUAUUACCUACAAAAAUAAUACAACUGUACCUAGCACAAAUAAAUGUCAGACAAGCUGUAGAUGCGUCAGCAGCAUUGUAAAAUGUGAUCCAAUUAUAUGCAGUCCGCCACCAGAAUAUGAAAAUAUAAUGACUAAUUGUCAACCUGUAUAUGACUCAGCUGAAUCUUGUUGUCCUACUUACAUAUGUGAUCAAUCUAAGGAAACUAUUUUACCAGAAGUUCAUAGCCAAAUGUCAGGUACAGAUAACCCUAGACCAGCCAUCACUUAUGCGUGCAAUGGAAAUGAGUGCGAAGAGACUGAAGAUAAGCAAACACCACCACCUAAACAGCACGAACCAUGUACAUCUGAAAAUUGUGUUAAUAUGGUUGGAGAAAAACAACCUGACUGUGGAGAAAACGGAUGCGAAAAUGCAGAAAAAGCUCCCAUACUUCCAAUAAAACACACCGAAGAUUGCGCUGAUGGUAAAUGUGAUCAGGCAACAGCUGUAACACCUUGCGAAAGUGGAGAUUGUAUAACACAAAAUGAAAAUACUGCAAAGGAGGAUCUUUGCCAAACUCAAGAAAAUUGUAAAGACGUGCAAUCUGUAAUAACAGAUGAAAAAUCCUGUGACGGUGGCAUUUGUACUCCUGAUAUAUCUCUUGAAAAUCAAGUUGGUUCUAUUGAACAGGAAUGCAAGAAUGGAAAUUGUAGACGAAAAGAAACAUCGGAAGUUGCACCGAAAUUACCUUCUUCAUUUAAUACUGAAAAUAUAUUAAUAGAGUCAACAACAGAACUUCUUGUUUCUAAAGAUACUACAACAAAGACAAAAGAUAUUUCUUCUAUGAUCACCCCUGAAUUUACCACAACCAAGCCUGAUACAAAAACGGAUACUGUUUUGGAACAAGGAAUGGAUACUUAUGAUACAUCAAGUCAAAUAAUUGACGUUGCAAUUCAAGAAGUAACUACAAAAUACCCAGAAAGUCUUCCAGAUAUAACCGAAUCAGAAUUGGAAAAUUUCACUUCAAUGAAACCCAAAGUUGAAAAAAUUCCCGAGAGUACAACACAAAAUGCAAUAAGUGAAGAAGAACAUAUGACUACAGAAUCGAUCCAUAAUUUACCGGAACCUGCACUCGCAGAAGCAAAUGCAGAAAGUGAUCAAAAAGAAACAAAUAUAUCAAACGAUGAAAAUACUACGUUAAAUGAACAAUCAAAGACUCCCAACAUAGAUUCUCUUUUAACGACUGUGUCUGAUUUAACAGAAACUCCUAAAUUACCUACAACAAAUACAUUAGAAUACACCAUAUUUGAUCAUGAAAAAGAUUUAAGUCUGACAGAAACUCCAAAUGAAAUUACAACGCCACAAAAUAUAGACAUAGAUUUACAAAUAACAAAAACUUAUGAUACUAAGCCUUUAGUCGAACAAGAUGAAAAAGAUAAAGAAUAUUAUGACAAAGAUAUUACUACAACAAAUAUUUUGCAUUUUGAUAGUGAGUAUACCACCGAAACUCCAGUAAGCAAAACUGAAGACACAGAGCCAAAACUGGUUGAAAAAAUGUCUACAAAAUUGCCGGAAUCUUAUGAAUACGCGGAUAAAACAACUGACAGUAAUUUAAUCUAUGCUACAAAGAAUAUAAUAGACCUCGUUGAAACAACUGAGCAGCCGAUUGAUAACAUUGACACUCAAACUAAAGGAAAAAUUUCUUCCGAAGUUUCAAAUGUAUUAACAACGUCAAUCCACGGUGAAAGUACCACUGAAAUCAAUGAAGAAUUAGAAUUACCUGUGCAUGUAUCUACCGAACAAACUCUUGAAUACACUAUGGAAGAAAAAACGACUACAACUACUCCCGAGAUAAAAAAAUAUGAAACUAAAGACCACGAAGCUACGGAAAUGCCAGACUCACAUUUAGUAAAGGAAAUCACAACUAAGAAAACAAUCGCAGAAGAAUCUUUCACUGAAUUACCAGUUACUACUACAAAAGAAACUGAAAAAGAUUUAAUGGAAUCCCUAAAUGGUAGAGGAACUGAAUUACCAGUAUAUGCCGAUGAAAAACAAUCUGAAAUCUCACACUCACACGAAACAGAUCAGUAUGGAACAACAUCAGGAAUUGGAUCUGGUUUUGAAGAAACUCAAACUGAAAUAUCAAAACCCCUCAAUAAGGAAAAUACGUCACAAAGCACACUUGAAGUAAAUAUUAGUACUGAAACGCCUGAGCAUUUUGAAACAGAAACAGUUAAAAUAGUUACAGAUAGCCCUACAAUAAUAUUAACAGAACCAGUUGAAACGGAUAUGGGUUUAUCAGUGGUAAGUCCAGAGAGAGAUAAUAACGAAGGUAUAUCUACUGUAAAUACGUUUGAAAAGAUUACUACUCAAGUACCUGAGUCGUUAGAACACCACCUAUUCGAUAAAAAAGUAGAUGAGGUAAAAGAAAUAGAACCAAUUCAUGAAGUAACUAUACAACCAGGUCAAUUUUCAACAGAGCAAGUUGAAGAACAAACAAAUAUUCAAACUGAUUCUGACUCUGAUACCCAUAAGCUUGCUACAAAACGCCCGCAUAUUAUACAAACAGAUGAAGACAAGCCAACCACCCACGAUAAAGAAUAUAAUGCUCCUGAAUAUGAAACAGAAUUAUCAACGUCCAAAACUUAUACCAAGGUCGAAGACAACGCAGAAACAUAUACUGAAAAUUCCAUUGACAUUACCAAGCAAGCCGAACACCAAGGGUCCGACGAAGUUUAUAAUACAAUAAAGCCUACGGAAAUAUCUGAUAAAAUGUCAACGACUUACAAACAAGAUUUACCAAUUUCGGCGACCACAAUGAUACCAGGAACAUCUUCUGAAAAUAUUCUACACACUUUAGUUUUGAAAGAAAAGGAGGAAGUUACAGAGUAUUCACCACCUUUAGUUACUGAAGAUAUGACAACAAAAGCUACACCAAAGGAGACUUUGAAUGAAUUUACUACAUUGGUCACCCCUACUCACUCAGAAGAAAAGACAACUAAGUCUCAACUUGUAGAGGAAUCAAUUACGGAAGUGCAUGAAAUAACAACAAAAGGUAUAUCUAAAGUAGAAAAAACUACUAUUACUCCUCAUAUUACAGAUGUCACAUUUUCACAUGAUGUAAUAAAUAAAGUAGAAGAAGACAUACACUCAGAAGUGACAACAAUGCAUAAUGCACCUGUAACAGACCAAUCAACUCCUGGUUAUUCAGAAAUUGUGACACAGGAUGACUCUAAAUCACCAGAUUUGUAUGAUGAUACAAAGGCCACGACAGAUAGUUCAGAAAAUCUGUCCUCACAUAUGGAUACUGAAUCUGAAAUAACAAGUGAUCAUUAUAUUACCGCCAUUAAUGAACAGGAAGAAAAAACUACAAAAGAACCAACAAGUGACAAACAAACAUAUACCGAAACACCAGAGAUAACAACAGAAAAUAUUAUUUUAACUUCACAAGAUAAAGAUAAAACAACAGUAAUUUCCGACUUAAGUAUGCCUUCUAAAUCUGAACUAUCAGAGAGUCAAGUCUACAAAGCUCCAGACGCUCCCAGCACACAAGACCAUAUUAAAACGACUGAAAUUCCUAAUGUUAAUACUUUUGCCGAGCAACACGCCAUAACUGAAGAGUCAGAACAAACAAGGAUAACAACACCCUCAGGAAGCAUUCACCUCGAAGAAAAUAUAGAUAAAAUAGAAGAAACUACUGAGAAAGUGAUCACAGAAUUACCUGAAAGGGCUACAGAAACAGAAGGUAUCGAAAAAGUUACUGAUAUUCUUGUUGCCACAGAAAAAAUAGAAUAUGUUACUGAGAAAACAUCGGCGUCCCCGGCAAUCGAUUAUAUAGAAAAAGUGACUGAAACUACCGGACAGUCAUACACUGGUGAAAUUAUAGCAGAAUCACCAGGAAAACCUACAGAUUAUGAUGGAAAAGAUAUACUAUAUUCAACUGGUGCACCUCAAAAAGAAGUAACAAUACCCAAGGAAAUUACUACCGAAGUAAGCAAUGUUCAUGAAAAGCUUGCCGCAAUGACUCCAGAUGAAAAAACUACUGAAGGAAUGUCAAUAAACUUGCCAGAAUCUGAAACAGAAGGUGCAUCUGGAUUAUCGAAAUUAGAUAAGGAAAUGUUUACAGAAAUACCACCACAGAGAGAAACGGAAAAACCGGGAACACUCUCACUAGAAACUAGUACGAAACAACUUCCGGAAUCUCCUACUAUAGAAAAUGAAGAAAGAUCUACUCCAGGAGGAGAAGUUGCUACAGUGAUUGUUUAUACGGAGUUGCCGCAACUUGUCACAGAUAAUAUACGUGAUAGUGAGAAUAUUAAUAAAGAUCAGAAAACAGCAGAAAUUCCUGAAAAUACAGCUACUACUCCAUCUAAGCUACCAGAAGAUAUAGAAAAAGAAACGGAAGUUACAAACAUUCAUUACCAAGAUAAAACGACUGAAAAUCCUGAAAAGUAUACUUUUGAUAGCACAACGCUUGUUUCAGAAUACCACGAUGUAAGAAUAACAACCGAAAAAUCAUUUAAUGUUCCUGCAGAAACUUCUUCAUAUUUAGAAACAAGUACGGAUGAUAAAAAUGACGGAUUAGAUGAUAAGAAAUAUGCCACAUUAUCUACUGAAAUACCAGAAACUUUAGUUAACAAAUCUGUAGACAUGGACAAAAAUAAAAUUCCUACAGAAACUCUUGUAAUGGAUUCUACAACAAAAUCUUCUGUUAGCUUACCUGAUACCAGUAUUACAAAAAUUACAGAAUCUGCAGUGGAAGAAGAUAAAAAUGAUUUAUCUGAAAACCUUAUACCUGUUACCUCAGUUGAACUAAUUAAUAUUACUGGAAAACCAGACCAAGGAAAAACAGUUACUGCAGUACCUGAUUUACAUGCAACACAACAAAGCAUAAGUGAUGUAUCUGAUGACACAACAGAAUUAUUAUGGACUGCCAAAUACGAGACGACGUCAAAACCUGAGGUAGACAAAAUUACGUCACAAAAAGAAAUUCCUGAUAAAGUGAAAGUAUCUUCCAGUAGCAAAGACAAGAUAAGUACUGAUACAACAGAAGAAUAUACAAAAUCCCCAGAGGAGACCUUUACAGAAAUACAUAAAGAUUCUCUGAUAACUGAUCAUGACAUAUUUACUACUGAAAAAUCAAAAGUAACAGAAGAAACAUAUUCGCAUGAAAAUUAUGCCCCGAUCAUAACUACUCCUGAAAGUCCAAAAACUCAUUUAGCAGAAUUAGAAACAAAACUGCCUGCAUUUUUGAGUACGGAAAGUCAAUUAUCUGGGUCUACGGAAGAGAUGCAUAUAAGUGAUGAUGAAAUAGAUAUUACGAAGGCACCGGAAGAAAAUCAAUAUACAACUGAAUCAAAUGCCAUUGAUAAGCACAUAUUACACAAGCAAACAACAUAUCAAGAAACCAUACAAACCGAAUCACCUGCGUCAGUAGUCGUAUCAUCAGAUGAAAGUCAAGAUUCACAUGAUGAAACAAUCAAUCUACCAAAAGAAACUUACCCUGACUAUAUUACCGAAAAAGUAGAUCUUUCUACAAAGUCUAACGUAGGAGUUUCAGUAGAAAUCAAUACAGAAUCAAAUGUUUUAGAAUCUAAACCUAUAGAUGAGACCUCAAAAUUACCCGAAUAUACGAAGGAAACCUCUAAACCUAAAUACGAAUAUGCUGAAUCUACUCCAUAUUUCGUUGAAUUAGAGGAACAUACGCACAAGAGUAUUCAAGAAACUGAAGUUACUCCGGAAGUAUAUCAUGAAGAGAAAACUUCGACUCUUAGCUCAGAAGUUCAAUUUACUAUAAAAGAGCAAUUUGAAAUUACAACAAGCAAGCAAACGUUACUCGACCAAGAAAAGCUAACAGAGGAUUCGAUUAAAGAAACCGAAGUGUCGACAAAAGAAGAUCAAGAGAAAACUACAACUGCCUCCGAUCUUGCUGGAAUAGAUAUUUUCCAUUCUACAUCUGCAGAACAAUCAAUUACAACUGAAAAAGUUACUACAACUACCAAACACACGGCAAUACCAUAUGAAAAAGAGACUUCAACUUAUAUCCCAAUAGAAGCUACAACGGUUUAUGAAAAACAGGAAACGCCUAAAUACGAUGAACAUGUUACAACAACCUCAGAACAAGAAAAAGAAAAAGAAAGCAGUAAAGUUACUUAUAAACCACACGAUUUUGAAGCCCCCUCACAUGAGACUAGUCCAUCUAUAGAGGAAGAAUUUAUUCCUGCAGUAAGCAAAAUUACAACAACAAAGAUUACUGAAGAUGUAACGACCCUGUCACCCAUCCAGUUUGAUAACUUUACAAAACGGGAUGAAAAGCCAAUCGAAGCAGUACAAUCGACACCUCAGCCAGAAUUACCGAAACCUGGUUUCAAUGAAGUUCUACCCACUGAUGAUCUCUUACCUACAGACGAAGAUAAUAAUUUCCCACCUACUGGAACUAGUGGAUAUGGUCAAGAACCUGAUUAUGGAGAAGAAGAUCAAGCAUUUGGGCCCGGAACUUGCCGGUAUGGGGGCAAGGUAUUCGUGUCUGCACAACAAAUACCGAGAGACGAUCCUUGUGAUUUUUGUUUCUGCUUUAGAAGUGAUAUUAUUUGUUUACAACAAAGUUGUCCUCCACCGAUCCAUGGAUGUCAUGAAGAACCUAUUCAAGGAUUCUGUUGUCCACGUUAUGAAUGUCCAGUUUCAAUGGCUACUACGCUCAAUAUUACAACGACGACGACAACAACAACUACAACAUUACCACCACAUUUUCUGCCACAUGCUUACAAAGGUGCAGCACAAAGAAGAGGAUGUCAAAUUAAAGGCCAUACAUACAAAGUUGGAGAAGUUGUACGUGCAUCUUCAGGGCCAUGUUUACAUUGCACAUGCGGAGGAGAUGGUCAAAUGAAAUGCGAUCCAAAGGCGUGUACUCCGGAACCAAUGCUGCGACAAAUGAUAGCAGCCGCAGUAUCGGCAAAGCGACGAAGGUGA
Molecule: messenger RNA, 10047 nt
Organism: Parnassius mnemosyne (clouded apollo)
Lineage: Eukaryota; Metazoa; Arthropoda; Insecta; Lepidoptera; Papilionidae
Source: the annotation of a GenBank genome assembly